AUUGGCAGCUGAUUUCGCUUGAACAUGUAAAAGUUUUGAUUUGUUUUCAUCAACAGAAUAGACAGUUAAAGUAUCUUAUUCAAUUGUAAUAACGUUUAAAUAUAAGUGAAUUCUUACUGAUAUGAUUAAGCAGCGUAGAAAAAGAAAUGAGGACGAUGACAUGGCAUCUGCACCAUUGGACAAGGAAAACAAAAAUCAAGAUGAAAAUCCACCAAAGCGACGUAGCGAACGUUUGACACGUAAUACGCGCUCCAUGGCUGAGGAUGAUAUUGUUAUACCUGAGGAAAUAGAAAUCAAACGCAAGUUGCCCUUCAUAAAGUACAAAGGCAAAAUAAAAUACUUUACUGAAGGACACGAAAUAGCCGAAGCAUCGGAUUCAAUAUUUCAAUGGGUGGAAAAGCAGCUACACACGGAGUUGGUGCCCAUGGCGUUUGAUAUGGAGUGGCCUUUUUCAUUUCAAACUGGACCCGGUAAAUCCGCCGUAAUACAAAUAUGCGUAGAAGAGCACUGUUGCUACGUUUUCCAUCUGACCUACUUGAAGCGUUUGCCUGCUGCGCUAGUAGCAUUGCUAAAACACCCAAAAGUGCGACUACAUGGAGUAAAUAUAAAAAGUGAUUUUCGCAAGUUGGCGCGUGACUUUCCAGAGGUUAAUGCGGAUCAUCUUAUCGAGAAGUGUAUCGACUUGGGUGUAUGGUGCAAUCAAGUGUGCCAAACAGGUGGGCGUUGGAGUCUAGAUCGCUUGGCAAAUUACGUUGUCAAUCAAGCUGUAGACAAGAACAAAAAAGUACGAAUGAGUAAAUGGCAUGUCGUACCACUCGAUGAGAAUCAGCUGUUAUACGCAUCCAUUGAUGUUUAUAUUGGGCAAGUUAUUUACCGUGAGUUGGAGAAACGCGAACAAACUAAACUUAAGAACGAACUAGAGUUUAAAGAAACAAAUGGAGAAGCUGCUUUUAAAGCUAUUAAGACGUUAGGGGAGACUUUUCUAAAUAAAACUGAUGAAAUCGGAAAGUCCGAGUCGGCAGAGGAAAACCCUAAAACAAAAGAGAAACCUCAAAUGAAAAGAGAUAUUAUAGAAAAAUUAAUAAGCCAUUAAUCUUAAUGUUAAAAAUAUUUUUUCUUCCCAAACAUAUUUUGGACAUUGUGUGGAUGGUGCGAUUUAAAUUAUAUUGAUUCGUUUUAUUUUUACCAUCCACUUA
Anastrepha obliqua is the source of this 1196-nucleotide messenger RNA. It is a transcript of the gene WRNexo, whose product is annotated as 3'-5' exonuclease. The transcript is spliced from 6 exons. Lineage: Eukaryota; Metazoa; Arthropoda; Insecta; Diptera; Tephritidae. Bases 122 to 1093 code for a protein of 323 amino acids. Gene Ontology annotation, biological process: nucleobase-containing compound metabolic process. The record is from RefSeq and is a predicted model, not a curated record. Gene Ontology annotation, molecular function: nucleic acid binding; 3'-5' exonuclease activity.